CUUGCCUCUCUUUUCUAUUUCUUACCCACAUGCACCGUCAUUUUUCUGGAUAUUCGUCAUCCCAUUUUCGUCUCUGAUCGUUCUUUGCUCGGAACUGAUCCUGCGGUGACUCGACGGUUUCCAAAGUCGGAGAAUCGGCAUGACGAGGCGGUGCUCUCACUGUAGCAAUAACGGGCACAACUCCCGAACCUGCCCGUCCCGUGGUGGAGGUGCCGGCGGUGGAAGCGCUGGAGGUGUCAAGCUUUUCGGUGUUAGACUUACCGAUGGAUCAAUCAUUAAAAAGAGCGCGAGCAUGGGGAAUCUCUCCGCCCAUUACUAUUCUUCGUCCUCCGCUGCUGGGUCACCGAAUCCCGGGUCGCCUUGCUCGGACCCGCUCCGAGACCUGGGUCAUGAGCAAGACGGGUGCUUGUCUGAUGACCCCUCUCAUGCCACCAGUUCUGCCAACAGUCGGGGAGAAAGAAAGAAAGGGGUUCCAUGGACUGAAGAAGAACACAAGAUGUUUUUAGUUGGCCUCCAGAAGCUGGGCAAAGGAGAUUGGCGAGGCAUAUCUCGCAAUUUUGUUGUGUCAAGGACUCCUACUCAAGUAGCAAGUCAUGCCCAAAAGUAUUUCAUCCGGCAAAGUAAUGCUACCCGGAGAAAGAGGCGUGCCAGUCUUUUUGACAUGGCUCCAGAUGUGUCUUCAGAUCCACCUUCAGUCCUGGAAGAACAAGUAUUACUGCCACCUUCUGAGAACUCACAACCUGGGAGUGCAAAUUUACAACCAUCAUUAGAUCUCUCCCUCAAGUCAGAAUUUGAACCCAUGGAAACUAAUCACGAAGAAAAUCUGGAAGAACCCGAUGAAACUAUGGUAAGAUCAAGUGGAGUGACACCAGUGGCUAACGGAUUCAUGCCGUCAUAUGUACCUGUUGCAUUUUCCUUAUGGCCAUCAAAUGCAGCUCCCCUUGAAGAAGUUAAGGAAGCUGAGACAGCUCAUCAUCAGGUCCUUAAGCCAAUCCCAGUCAUUCCCAAGGAACCAGUCAAUGUUGAUGAACUUGUUGGCAUGUCUCAGCUGAGUUUGGGGGAAACUCAAAAUGGUGGUAGAGAGCCUUCCCCACUUUCUUUGAAGUUGCUGGGGGAGCCCUCUAGGCAAUCAGCAUUCCAUGCAAAUGCUCCAGUUGGUGGUUCAGAUCUAAACAAUGGCAAGAACAGUGCAAUUCAAGCAGCUUAAGCUUUUAAAUUCUCUUGAUGACAGCAGUAAUUAAGCCUUCUUUUGGUCAUCGUUCCAUUUGUAUUUUGUACUAUUAUAUACUUAUCUUUUUUCCAUUUGGAUCCGUCAUGUUAUCAUUAAGUAGCAAGUCACAUGUUAUGUAGCUCAGGGUAGAUAAAUUCUUGAAAUUUUUAUUCUUCGUUACUGUAAACAACUGAAAGCUUAAAUAAUCAAAUGACCACGAGGCUCGGUUCCUCAAGAUUUGGUUGUAUUAGUUCA
Neltuma alba is the source of this 1465-nucleotide messenger RNA. Its product is annotated as transcription factor MYBS3. The transcript is spliced from 3 exons. Gene Ontology annotation, molecular function: DNA binding. The coding region runs from base 140 to 1207 and encodes 355 amino acids. NCBI's taxonomy places the organism in Eukaryota, Viridiplantae, Streptophyta, Magnoliopsida, Fabales, Fabaceae. Gene Ontology annotation, biological process: response to ethylene; response to gibberellin. The record is from RefSeq and is a predicted model, not a curated record.